Drosophila willistoni is the source of this 6463-nucleotide messenger RNA. RefSeq names its product protein PFC0760c (gene hlk). The coding region runs from base 181 to 5031 and encodes 1616 amino acids. The record is from RefSeq and is a predicted model, not a curated record. NCBI's taxonomy places the organism in Eukaryota, Metazoa, Arthropoda, Insecta, Diptera, Drosophilidae. The transcript has 18 exons.
AAAAAUAAAAUUAUUUAAUAACGAAAAUAACUAAAACGACGAAAACGACGAAGCACACGCAUGUUUGAGUAAAAAGUAACGAGUAAUUUUCGUCCCCCGUUCGAAGACCACCGUUAUUUUUGAUAUAUUUUUUUUAGUUUGUAUUUCGGUGAAGGAAGUCGGCACAAUCGAAAUCGAAAGAUGACUUUCACUCGAUUAAAAACUCUGACAUUGCUCGUGUGUUGUACAUUAGUGGCACUCAGUUUUCCCGGAUAUGUGACUAGCGCUAACAACAACAACAACAAAAAAGGAUCACAGCCAGCAGCCGCCCUCGAACCGGAGGCGGUCAUCGAGGAGGUCAAUGCCAAGCAGUUGGAAAAACUUUUGGCUGACAAGGAUUACGUUGCUGUCUUCUGGUAUGCUCGCAGUUGUGUGACCUGUGAUAAGGUUUUAGCGGAACUCGAAAAAAUCGACGAUGACACCGACUCGUUCGGUGUGGAUUUUGUGAAAAUAAACGACAAACGACUAGCUAAGCAAUAUGGCAUCAAGAAUUUCCCGGCACUCACAUACUUUAGAGAGAAGGAACCCAUUAUUUAUGAUGGCGAUCUUAUGGACGAAGAAGGUGUCCUGGAUUUCCUUACUUCCCUCGAGGCCAUGGAUUUGCCCGAUCGUAUUGAGGAGGUCAAUGCAAAGAUAUUGCAAAAGAUCAUCGAGGAUACGGACUUUGUGGCCGUUCUUUUCUGUCCAGAUCAUGAAACAUGCCCGCCCAGGGUGAUGGAUAAACAGCAAUGCCGCAAGUGUGCCAAGGCCCUGCAAGAACUGGAGAACAUUGACGAUGAGGCCGAUCAGUUGGGCAUUGGCUUUGUCAAGAUACACGACGAGGCAUUGGCCGAUGAAUACAAUUUGGGCAAUUUGCCGGCAUUGGUCUACUAUCGCCAUCAGACGCCCAUCAUAUACGAAGGUGAACUUCAGCGUGAGGAGGACGUCUUGGAAUGGUUGGUGCAGAAUAAAUCCACGGGCGAUGAAGACGAUGUGAUCGAAGAUGUCACAUCGAAGACCCUAUCGACCCUUAUCAGUAAUAUUGAUAAUCUGGUGGUUCUGUUUUAUGAUCAUGGCAAUGAUGAUUCGAUGACCGUAUUAGAGGAGCUAGAGCAAAUUGACGACGACUGCGACAAGCAUGGCAUUCAAUUUGUGAAAAUUGAUGAUGCUAAAGCGGCAGGCGAUUAUGGAAUCGAUUCGAUUCCAGCAAUUGUUUACUUUGAGAAAGAAAUUCCAAACGUGUACGAUGGCGAUCUGUUGGAUGAGGAGCAGAUAUUGAAAUGGCUAUUGGGACAAUUGGAACGUGAUGAAAUCGAGGAUGUGACCGAUGAAAUGCUCGAUACCAUGAUCAAAGAGGGACGCGUUAUUGCAGUGCUUUUCUAUGACAACAAUGACAAGAAAUCGCAAAAGGUUUUGGAAGAACUGGAAAACAUUGAUGACGAAUGCGAUGCCUUGGGCAUUACUUUUGUGAAAAUCGACAAUCCCGAUGAGGCCGUUGAAUAUGGCAUCAAUAAAGUUCCUAAACUGAUAUACUUUGAAAAAGGCAUUCCAACUAUAUACGAAGGCAAUCUGGAGGAUGAGGAGAAACUACUUAAAUGGUUAACGGAUCAGACAAGUUCCGAUCAAAUUGAGGAUAUUACCGAUGAAAUGUUGGAUUUGAUCAUUGAGAAAAUGCCCCAUGUGGCUGUGUUGUUCUACGACAAAGACCAAAAGAAAUCACAGAAAAUCCUCGCAGAGUUGGAAAACAUUGACGAUGAGUGCGAUCAGAAUGAUAUUGCCUUUGUCAAAAUCGAUGAUGACAAGGAGGCCAAAGAAUGGGGCAUCGAUGAGAUACCAUCGAUUGUACUCUUUGAACGUGGCAUUCCACAUAUCUACGAGGGUGAUCUGAUGAAGGAAGAUGAGUUGCUGGGCUGGUUGGUUCACCAGAAGCGUUAUUCCGAGAUUCCAGAGGUUACCGAUGAAAUGAAGGACAAAUUGGUCGAGAAUACUGAACAUUUGGCAGUUAUUUUCUACGAUAAGGAUGACAAGCAGGAUAUGCGCAUUCUGAACGAAUUGGAGAACAUUGACGAUGAGCUCGAGAAGGAGGGCAUUGUCAUUGUGCGCAUCGAUAAUGCCGCUGAGGCUAAGGAAUAUGGCUUGGAUCAUCUGCCUGCUCUCAUUUACUUUGAGAACAAGAUUCCUGCCCUUUAUGAGGGUGAUCUAAUGAAUGAGGAUGAGGUCCUGGAAUGGCUGUUGGUGCAGAAGAAAACGGCUACCAUUGAGGAGGUCACCGAUGAGAUUCUGGUUAAUCUGAUCAAUGAGCAUGAAUACGUGGUCGUCUUCUUCACCGGCCCCUGUGAGCCUGGUGAGACCUGUGACCACACUCUCAACGCCUUGGAGAGCAUCGACGAUGAGUUGGAUGAGGCUGGCAUUAUUUUCGUCACCACCGAGGAUACCGGUGUGGCCAAGAAGUAUAAUGUGAAAACGUAUCCACGUUUGGUAUUCUUCCGUAAUCGUGACCCAUUGCAUUUCACCGGCGAUCUGGAUGAUGAGGAUGAAGUUUUGGCCUGGAUCACCGACGAUGACACACUCGAGAUUCCCGGCAAAAUCGAGGAGGUCAAUGUGAAAAUGCUGGAUAAGAUUUUGUCCGAGAAUGAUCAUGUGGUCGUCUUCUUCUAUGCCGAGGGUGAUAAGAAGGCCCAAAAGAUUCUUAACGAAUUGGAGAAUAUCGAUGAUGAGUGCGAGGAAAAAGACAUUGACUUUGUGAAGACAUCCGAUGAUGAUAUUGAUAAGGAAUACGAUUUGCCCGGUUUGCCGGCGCUUGCAUUUUAUAGACAUAAGUUUAGAACAAUUUAUACCGGUGACCUGAUGAAGGAAGAAGAAAUCCUCGAGUGGGUCAUUGAUCUGCAUGAGUCGACUGCCGAUGUGAUUGAGUCGGUCGAUCGUAAGACCCUUCAAGUUCUGAUCAAUGAUGUUGAACAUUUGGCUGUUUUCUUCUACGAUGACGAGUGCGAGUCCUGUGCAGGCAUUUUGGAUGAAUUGGAAAAUAUCGACGAUGAUACUGAUAAACAUGGAAUUCAGUUUGUUAAAUCGAACGAUGUUAAAUUGGCUCACGAAAUUGGCAUUUUCGCAUUCCCAGCUUUGGUCUAUUAUGAGACAGGCGUGCCGAUCAUGUAUGAUGGUAAUCUCAAAAAUGAAAAUCGUGUGCUGCAGUGGUUAAUCAAUCAAAAGAGCAACAAUGACGAUGGAAGUGAUGAAAAAAUUGUUAAAUUGAGCUAUCCUAAAGAAAGCGAUGAGGAUAAAAGGGAAAGACUAAAACGACUACAGCAAGCAAUACGUAAACGCAAGGCGAAAGAAAAUCGAAAGGGUAGACGCGGUGAGGACGACGAUGACAAUGAUGAUGACAAUGACAAUGACGAUGACAAUGACAAUGACGAAGAAGACGAUGAUGAAGACAACGAUGAUAAUAAUGGUGACGAAGAUGACCAAGACGAGGACGAAGACAAUGGGGAUAAUAAUGACGACGACGAUGAAGAAGAUGAAGAAGAUAAUAAUGAAGACGAUAAUGAUGAGGAAGAUGAAGAAGAUAAUGAUGAGGAAGAUGAAGAUGAAGAUAACGAUGAAGAUGAAGAUGAAGAUGAUAAUAAUAAAGAUGAUGAAGAUGAUAAUAAUAAUGACGAGGACGAUGAAGAAGAUAAUGAUGAAGAAGAUGAAGAUGAUAAUAAUAAUGACGAGGACGAUGAAGAAGACAAUGACGAAGAGGAUGAAAAUGAUAAUGGGGAAGAUGAUGAAGAAGAUAAUGACGAAGACAACGACAAAGACAAUGACGAUGAUAAUGAUGAAGACAAUGAUGAAGACGAUGAUGAAGACAAUGAUGAAGAAGAUAAAGAAAAUGACGACGAUGACGGGGAUAAUGAUGACGAUGAUGAGAAUGACAAAGAUGACGACGAAGACGAUGAAGAAGACAACGACGAAGACAAUGGCGACAAUGACGAUGAAGACAAUGAUGAAGAAGAUGGUGAUAAUGACGAGGAUAAUGAAGAUAAUAAUGACGAAGAUGACGAGGAGGAUAAUGACAAAGACAAUGGUGAUAAUGACGAUGAAGAAGAUGAGGAUGAUGAGGAGGACAAUAACAAAGAUGAAGACGAUGAUGAUGAGGACAAUGAUAAUGAUGAAAAUGGAGAUGAAGAAGAUGAUGAUGAUGAAAACAAUAAUGACGAUGAGGAUGAUGACGAUAACGACAAAGAUAACGAUGAUGAUAAUGACGAAAAUGACGAGGACGACGAAGAGAAUGACAAAGACAAUGACGAAGACAAUGACGAAGACAAUGACGAAGACAAUGAUGAAGACGACGAUGACGAUGAGGAAGAAGACAUUAAAAGCAAACCGAAAUUCAAGCACACUGCAAGGGGCAGAACUAUACAUCGGCUUUCUGAUCUAUGCUCGGGUCGCCUUAUAGAUGAAAUAGAUGACGAAUGUUUCUAUGUUGGAUUGGGUCAUGACGGCCAUUCAGCUAAGCGCGGCAACAAUUAUGUGCCCAACGAUUACAAACCAUUCCAAUGCUGUCCAACCAAAUUGGAGAAAUCAACGAAAGUUCCUAAAAUGACGGCCCAGCGGAUUGGCCACCACAGUGACGGAGAUUCGGCGGGCAAGCGACCAGGCGGAAACUUCCAGUUUGCCAGCAGCAAACCAGCAGCCGACCAGCAGCCCGUCGUCAGCAAGAAGCAGGCCAAGCGAGUCCAAGAUAACGAUGAUGAUGACGAUGAGGACGACGAUGAUGAUAAGCCCUUGGUGAAGGUGUCGUAUGCAAAUAAACGAUCCGGUUCCAGCUCAUCGGGCAGCAACAAGCCACAGGCAGCCAAGAAGCCUGUCGUUUCCCAUGAUGAUGAUGAUUCCCAGGAAGUGGAAAAGGCAUCGAAGAAGUCGUCCAAGAAAUCGGGCAAGCUGAAUGUUAAAACUGGCAUAAAUUUUUUCCAAAAACGACUAAAAAAUAUGUAUGACCUCAUUUUUCAGGAUAUCUCUCUGUGGGAGUAAGGCAACAAUUUUAAAUACCAAAACCAAUUAAUGAACAAAGCAUAAUGAAUUGUAUGAGAUUGUAAUUAAAGUAGCAAAAUUUAUGUUGUCCAAUCAAGAAUAUCAAAACUAAAACAAAUCAAGAACCUGUAAUGAAAAGACAACAAUAAGAGCAACAACAACAACAUCAACAACAACUGGCUGUGUUUAAAACAAGCUGAAAAAACUGUAAAACCCCCGAAAAAAAACGCACUGCCUAGGCUUUACUUUAAUUUAAAUUUUUGUAAACUCAUACAAAACUCGGAUGAACCUUAAUCAGAUAGUGAGAGAGGGAACAAACGAGAAGAAGCGAUUGUCGUUUGCGCCAUUCUCUUUGUUCCACUCUCGUUGUUCCACACACGAUGAAGAGGCGAAUCGUUUAUCGAAAAUCGAAGAUCGUUAAAGAUCCAAACGCAACUCAAAACUUAACUCAAAACAAUCUUAACUAAUUUAACUCAGAAACUUUGCUAAUCUAUCUAUUUCUAAACUGAAUCCUAAUUUUGUUGCAUUUUGUCAAAACGGAAAAUGGAAAAAUCAAACAACUUUGUUCAAACUUUAAGCAAUUACUGCAACAACUUUUAAAAGCAAAACUUAAACGAAAAAAAAAACAAAUACAAAAACUAAAAAAAAAUGUAAAAACUUUAACUACUACAAACUUUUGUAAAUCAUUUUUGCUGCUAUUAUAUUGUUAUUAACAAUAUACGCGUAUAUCGAUGCAAAUGUCAAUGUCAAUAACCGAAAGCCUACAACUUUUUUGAUACUACUUACUAUUUUUGGUACACAAUAUAUACAAAUAAAAUGAAAGAAAAAUCAUUUUACAUUUAUGUAGAAUAUAAUAGAAUAUAAAUAUUUUUUGAAACAAUUUUUACAAGAGCUAAAGCAAAAACUUAAAGCAAACCAAAACCAAAAGAAACUGUUAACUAUUUUAACUAGAGCAGAGCAAACUUACUUACUCACACAUACAAACAAUAUAAUGUAUACUUAAUCUUAAUAUUUUGUAAAAUCAAAGAAAACUCGUGAAAACUCCCAGCGGAGAGUCUACACACACGCUUUUCUUUUGAUACUUCAUUUUUGUGUCUUAAAUGGCCUCGCAAAUGUUAGCCAUAAUGAAAUUGUUUUCAAUUUGUUUUCUUCUGAGAGCUGUUCGAUCGGUUGGCUAGCUCAACUGUUGUUUUUGUUAUCGAUAUUUAUGUGCAAAUAUCGAAUUGUAUCUUAAUAAUUAUAUUAUGUUUUCCCUUAGUCCUUGUCACACACACACACACAUUAUCAUUACUAUCAAUUAUUAUUAUUAUUAUUACUAUUCUUAUAAUUAUUAUUUGUUGAACAGCAGCUACAAAUCGAAAAAUGGGAACAGAUUACAUGCGAACAUUGUAAGCAAAUCACAAAAAACCAAAAAACUGAAUCAUUGUAAAAA